This is a messenger RNA of Betta splendens (Siamese fighting fish), 4204 nucleotides long. RefSeq names its product G-protein coupled receptor 22. Gene Ontology annotation, cellular component: membrane. The coding region runs from base 634 to 2319 and encodes 561 amino acids. The transcript is spliced from 2 exons. The record is from RefSeq and is a predicted model, not a curated record. Gene Ontology annotation, molecular function: peptide binding; G protein-coupled receptor activity. Gene Ontology annotation, biological process: G protein-coupled receptor signaling pathway. NCBI's taxonomy places the organism in Eukaryota, Metazoa, Chordata, Actinopteri, Anabantiformes, Osphronemidae.
CAAAAAAAAAAAAAGAAAAAAAAAAACACUCCACCCCCUCCCCCCUCCUUCCCUGCUCCGCUUGCACAUCGCCGUAUUGGUCGGUGGGAUGGAGCGACUGCGCGCCGGCGAGCUGUUAGCGCAUAAUCAUGCGUUCGGCCGGCCCGUGUGUGGGAUGCUGCACAAGUCCGCUGCGUAAAAGUGGACAGGUGUUGCGCGCCUUGUUGAAUGGGGAAUUAAAAGGGAACCGACAAAGCGCCGCGAUAUCACCUGAUUUGUAACCGGGCACCAGCCGCCGCUGAGCUCCGUAGCCUAUCUGCAGCCGUGGACCCCCCCCCCCCCCCCCUCCCUCCCCAUCCCGCUGUAAUAUUUAUGACAAAACGGAGGCAAAUCAUUCCGGUCACGUUUUGGGCUGACAGCCGGCUGUCCUGAGGAACGCUGGAGUGGAUCGGGGUCCAGUGCUCGCGUUAGCGCUGCGCACCGACACCUGCAGUAGGAUGUAAAGGGAAUUCCCACUCAGCAAACUGAAUCAGCCGUAGAUCCACGGUCACCGUCCUCACGUCCGCCUCGUCGACGCCGGAGGGCGAGGGCCGGCGGGGCAUGGUCUGGCGCGGCGGCCGCUGUUGCUAUGCGUGAAGGAGCGCCGUGGUGUCAAUGGAGACCGAAGGCUACCGUGACCUUCUGGAGACCAGCGACGGUCAGGGGGCGGGCCCACUGGACGGCGGGGGCGCGGUGGGCGUGGAGGAGGGGUGGAGCACCCCCUACCCCCUGGGCUUUCAGGUGUCCCUCACCACUGUGCUGAUGCUGGAGCUGGUGCUGGGCUUCAGCAGCAACCUGACCGUGCUGGUGCUUUACUGCGCCCAGUCCAACCUGGUGGACUCCGUCAGCAACCUGGUCACCGUCAACCUCCACGUGCUGGACAUCCUGGUGUGCGUGCUGUGCCUGCCGCUGACGGCGGCCGUGAUCCUGCUGCCGGCCGGCGAGAGCGGCGUGGGCAGCCUGGCCACGCUCUGCUGCUUCCACGAGGCCUGCGUGACCUUCACCAGCGUGGCCACGGCCGUCAACGUGCUGGUGAUCAGCCUGGACCGCUACGACAUCUCGGUGCGCCCGGCCAGCCGCCUGCUGACGCCGCGGCGCGCCACGCUGCUCCUGGCGGCGGUGUGGGCCAUGUCCCUCGCCGUCUUCUUCCUGCCCUUCCUGGAGGGAGACUUCUUCUCGUCAGGCGAGGACGAGGGCGAGGACGAGGAGCCGGAGCGGCAGAACCGCGACCCCGAGCUCACCACCGGACUGACCACCGUUUUUUCCUCCGCCGCUCCCUCCCCGUUACCCACAAGUCACCCCUCCUCCCUCUCCCACCACCUGCCCCCAGUGUGGCAGAACCGGACUCUACUGUGUGUCGGAGGGCAGGGGUAUUACACCGGCAUGGCUAUGUACUACCACCUGUUACUCCAGGUCCCCUGCUUCUUCAUCGCCGUGGCCGUCAUGUUGUUUACCUACUCGCGGAUCCUACAGGCCCUGAACAUCCGCAUCGGCUCCCACAUGAUGCGGAGCACGCGCGCCAAGGACUCCACCUGCAGGAUCCGCUGCAGGCGGCAGAGGAGGAAGGACCUGAGCCUGCCCACGGAGGUAGUGUCCUCCAACCAGAACCAAAACCUCAGCCACCCGCCCCUCAUCCCCUCCUCCACCCCGACGCCCACGUCGCCCCCUCCCCUCUCCUCCAUGCCCCCGGGGAUGUCCGACAGCGGCGCGACAGUGACUACUGUCAGCACCGCUGCCACCACCCCCAUCGCCACCACCCCCGCCACCCCCGCGUCCCCGACCCCGGCCUCGGCCGCGGCGCAGGCCCACGCCACGGCGCCGCUGCCGGCCUCCUCCAUGGGCGUCCAGGCCUCGGUGUCGGCCAUCAUCGCCCUGAGGCGAGCGGUGCGCAGGCACAGGGACCGCAGGGAGCGCCAGCGCCGCGUCCUAAAGAUGUCCCUGAUCAUUAUCUCCACCUUCCUGGGCUGCUGGGCCCCUCUGUCCGCGGUCAACGUUCUGAUCCUGUGUCUGGGCCCCAGCGACGGCCUGGUGCGCCUGCGCCUCUGCUUCUUGGCCAUGGCUUACGGAACCACCAUCUUUCAUCCUCUGCUCUACGCGUUCACCAGGCAGAAGCUGCGGCGAGCGCUGAAAACCCGGGUCAAGAAAAGGGUGGUGUCCCUCCUGCAGGUGGACCCCGCUCCGAGCGGGGGCACCAUCAUACAUAACUCCUGGGUGGAGGGGGGGCAGAGGAAGACUCGAAAGCCGAGGGUGGAGGCCAGCGACGGCACAGACCGAUGCCUCACGGAGGCAGUGAGGGAAUGAGGCUGGUGUUCAGUGAGCACACGUGAGUGUGUGUGCGUGCGUGUGUGAGUUGGCGGAAGAGUUCGCAUCUUGUCAGUUUGCUAGAAGUGGAUUUUUCGUGUAAGAAGAAAGGAAAGCCGUUAGUUUACAUAGGUCAGGGCGACCUCCAUGACCUUUAGCUCCGUCCAGAUGAGGAAAUCCUGACCCUUUCUACACACACCCUCAUUAGUCCAAUAGUCGAGACGAACAAGAUGGCCACUGUGUCGCCAUGGCAAUAGUGGUCAACCAUUACGAGCCGAACAUAGCCAUGGUUAGCGAAGAUACUACAGUGUAGGGCGAGGAUUAGCAAACACUUUGAACUUGCAUGUGCAUGUACAUAUGCACAGGUUACACACAUUUACAGACAUAUAUAUAUGAGUGGUCAUCAUUUAGUCAUUAUCUGUGAAAGCACACCAACAUCUACCUGCACAGAUAUUCUCAGUGAGAAAUUAUUGAAGGAAGUCUUUCUUAUUUCUUUUGAAAAUUAUUUUCAGGCUUUAACCGAGUUAUAAUUUAUGACUACGUUACCCUGGUGCUGAGUGUUUUGCUGUAUGUUUACAACAAUAGGUAUAAGAAAGUUUGCAAAUACUAUUAAGGUAUAAGCAAAUGGCACGGCAUUAAAAUCCAAGGAUUCAGAUUCAAAGUUUACAGGUUCUCACAAAACUACCAGAAAACUGCAAAAAAGAGAAGCGAGUCGGCCUUCGUUGGCUGAGCACCAUGAGGAGAACGUUACUAUGUCAAACGUGACGGCGGAACUGGUGUGUGGAUGUUCGUGCGACUGUGUUCGUCGGCGUGUGCGCUUGCGUAAAUUAAUGAACGAGCGCGUGUUUCGUGUACAAUAAACGAUCGCGAGCAAAGCAAUGACCCCGCGGAUGCGAACAAAGAGAAUGUGAACGCAGAACGGCGGUUUCCUGUUCAGCUUUAGAUUAUAGCGAGCGGAGAGAAGAGAGGGGAUGUAAUCUUCUAAAAACCGCAGGAGGUCAGUAGGAAUGACAGGAAAGCUAAUUGUGUGGACAAAUUGUAACUAUGUGUAUAUGACAGCCCACUGUAAUAUUACUUAUCUUAUAUCGCUUCAGUUUUAAGUGGGAUUCAAAGGGCAAUAUUUUGUGAAAACUUCAUCCAAGCUAUCUCUGUAGUCAGUGCAAAUCUUAACCAGUGAAAUGUAAAAGGGUGAAACCAAUGACUGACAUGGGCCAUGUCGCGUUACAGUAGCUGUCGAUCGCUCUGGAGGCCAGAGCUGCAGCUCUUGGACACUUUCGCUGGCUCUGCACUGAGUCCUGGACACGUCACACUCUGCUGUUUAUCUGUAUCUCUCUUUCUCCUCAGGGCUUCAUGUCUCAUUUCCAGGCAUGCUGGACAUAAAACAAUAAACCAGCCCUGAAUCCCUUAUUAUGGGUAUGUAUCCUGGGUGUUAAUAAAACAGUAGCUGAGGUUUUACGUCAGAAAGUAGAACGGACUCGAAGUCCAGACAAGCUCCUUGGACUGCGGGCUGUCGCCUCCUUCAUCCUCACCCCUUUUUACACUAUUUGAGAGCCAGGCUGAAGUAAACAAACCUUGUGUAUUCAUGUACAUUUUCAGGGAUGUAAAUAUCGAAGCAAUGUUUUUGGGCUUUAGUCGAAAUAAACUUUUCUUUGGUCACAAUCAUCUGCCGGACAGAAAAUCAGCCACUGAGUGAAACGGAAAGUUACUGUACAGAGAAUCUACAUGUAAGCGUAUUUGUGUUAAUACUGUAUCAGUGUACACUGUAAUGUACAUUUAUGACCACUUGUAUAGAGAAAUAUUAGUAUUGUAUAAGAUUUAUAUGAUGUGUUAUUGUAUAGAACAGAGCAGAAUCUGUAUUAAAAAGGUGAUCUAUCUAAAAAUGGAA